Molecule: messenger RNA, 2388 nt
Organism: Pyricularia grisea
Lineage: Eukaryota; Fungi; Ascomycota; Sordariomycetes; Magnaporthales; Pyriculariaceae
Exons: 3
Coding region: 139-2388 (749 amino acids)
Biological process (GO): transcription initiation at RNA polymerase III promoter
Cellular component (GO): transcription factor TFIIIC complex
Source: RefSeq, a predicted model, not a curated record
AGAAGAAAAAAAAAAAAAAAGAAAAAAAAAAAAAAAAAACCUCAGACUGCUCACCACAGUAUUUUCAUCUCGCUGCGAAAGUAUAGACAGUCGGCCCAAGUACCCUAACUGGUCAUUAAUUGCAUACCUCCAGCGACCAUGAUGCGGCGUCACGAUGAAAACAACGUCCUCGGAGACCUGGACAUGUCUUCGACUGGUUCAAGUAGCGAUCAUGCACCAGUCUAUCGCAUCCCAACCAGGACUGUCUCGGCUAUUGAACAUCCCAUGUUGAUCAAGGAUCACGACAAGGCCAUCAAGACGUUUGGCAGCAACUUCAAUUUCGCCGCUGUCCUUGAUCACGAAAGUGCCCAAUUGUCGGUGCCAUUGUACCCCCGCUACGAUAAUCCAGUGGUGCGGCCCAUAAUAUCUCACAAUGCGCCAUCGCAUAAUGUCCUGCUCAAGAUCGAAGUGCCUCGCAGGACUGGCAGGAAGCGAAAAAGAGGCAGCGACGGCCCUUGGCUCGAGCCAGGGGCUGAGAGAGCAGAACCACAGCACAUGUAUGGAGAGUCAAGACGACCCCGGAUCAUGUCGCAGAAAGGGCUUGACGAGCCCAACAUGCUCCAGCGAAAGCUGCAGGACAAUAUUGGCAAGUACAAAGUCGAAGCCGUGGGGCUGAUCAGGAACACACAUCGGUAUAGAGGUCUGGUCGAUUAUCAGUACUCAACAGUGAAUGCUCCGUUUAUGAAUAACAUCAUAGACAAGGUCCUUCCUGGGGAUGUCGCUCAAAUGCGCAAGUUCACCAUGGAGCCAGGGACUGCCAAUCCUCCGAAUGUAGAAAUCGUACCCCCGCCAGUUUUCAGUCACAUGAAUCUUCCCUUUCACUACAACUACGCCCAAAACCCCUACGUCCGCACCGUACACAGAGAGGGUGGCGCAACUACAAUCAACCUUACUGCCCGUGCCAACCAUGCAGGCUACUUUAUUGCGCAUGAUACAUAUCCGGCUCCGAACGCUCCCUCGAGGAAUCCAAACGUCAAAGAUCCACAGAUGGCGGCUGCUAUAGUUGAACUAAGCUUGGCCUUCGAGGAACGGCCAAUAUGGACUCGACGCUCGCUAACGAACCGUCUUGCGGCGUCUGCGCGAUCCGGUGAGUUCAGUGAAAAUAUUAUCAAGCAUGCGAUGCCCUUCUUUGCCUACCAGUUCAAAGGUGGACCGUGGCGUGACGCUGUUGUUCGGUAUGGUGUUGAUCCCCGUACCGACCCGGAGUGCCGAAUAUACCAAACCUUGAUGUUCAAGACCCGCCGUGCCGAAGCAGGUAACCCAGAUCAGCAAUGGGCUUCAGUGCGCAGAUCCGAGGCUUCAACUCGUAAAUGGAGGAGGGCACCAACGCUCAACGCCGGCGGCCCCAAGAACGGGGAGAACGAUGCGAACAGCCACAUAUUUGACGGUCAAACUUUCUGUACCGACGGAAAGGUCUGGCAGGUUUGUGACAUUACAGAUCCCCUGCUGGUCAAGAUUUUUGCCAAUGCUCAGGUCCGAUCUGAAUGUGAGGUAUCUGGGAGUGGAUGGUAUCGUCGUGGCCUGUGGGCUAAAGCCCGUGCCAUCAUGAAGUGCAAGAUGCUAGCCAUUGCGUUUGGCCGGACCCUGUCCGAUCAGGAUUUCACUCCAGCCUUAGCUUUGGACGAUGGCACUCCAGAGCCGACUCCAGCAACAGGCCAGCCUGUCUCGGGCGCAUCAAACGUGCGUCUUGCUCAUGUCAACGUGCCGCUACCUGAUUUAAAGCUUACGGAAGCGGAGAUGGCCGUCAUCCGUGGCCAUGGGCAGUCCCGCUUUAGCACAGCGGCUCGGAAACGUAAAAAGACCAGCCAUGGCUUCUCGUAUCGCGUGCCGCUUAUCAACGCGCGCAGUAGUGCACUCGGCAAGGCCGCUACCUCGUCAGGCGCUACAACGCCAAGUCAGAUGCCUGCAGAAGACUCGGUCGAGUCUGGAGGUCCGGAUACUCCUCUUCGUUCUGUUGAGGACGUCAUCAAUGAGGAUGACGACGAAGAGGAUGAUGAAGGUGAUGAGGAGGGUGAAGGCGACGAAGAUGAAGAUGGUUACUUCUUGGACCGGGAUGAGUUCAGUCGUGAUAAAACAGGUGACCCUGCCUCAAAGUCCCCCUUUCCGAACCAGCAGCGAACUGUAAGGUUUGACCUGCCUAAUCAAGACAAUGAGGCUGGCCACGAUAGUGCUGGACCUGCUCAUUGGAACAACACUGCGGCAGUGGUCCCCAAGGAGAUGGACAACGGAGAUCAUGAGGACGAUGAAGAAGUAGAUGAGGCAGACGGUUACAUGGACUCAAACAUCGGUGAUGAGUUUGCAACCGACUACGAGGAGGAGCGAGGCUUUAGCAGCGCUGAGGAUUACUGA